Molecule: messenger RNA, 2262 nt
Organism: Hansenula anomala
Lineage: Eukaryota; Fungi; Ascomycota; Saccharomycetes; Phaffomycetales; Wickerhamomycetaceae
Gene: EIS1
Product: Eis1p
Exons: 1
Coding region: 1-2262 (753 amino acids)
Biological process (GO): eisosome assembly
Source: RefSeq, a predicted model, not a curated record
AUGUCACUGGCUAAUUCCCAAAUAUCAAACAAGUCCAAACACUCCUCGGUCUACCAAACUAACGGCAAACCUCUAUCCCCUGAAGCCCUAUACAAGGCCAAACUCAAGUAUGGAAUCUAUAAUAACCCAACAACUCAAUCAAUUGGUGUUCCAUCCUCAUCUGCCGCUUCUGAUACUGCCGCUUUAUUAGCAAACUCAACUGACCUAUCUAUUGAACCUUACAAGAGACAAUUGGCUGCUGAUGCUCAAACCGCCGCUUUAUUUGCUAGAAAGGAUACAGCUCCUCAAAAAUGGUCAAAAGAUUAUAUUGAUCAUGAUGCUGCAAGUGCAGCUAUAAGUGCUAAAUCUUUGAAAACUCAAAUCAUCAAAAAGCCAUCUGAUAAUAGUUCAAAUGCUGCUGCUGCUUCUGUCUUGUCAAAAGAUUCAAAAUCUUUAGCUUCUUCCAAUUUAGCCUCUUUAUAUGAAUUUGAUGCUGUUAGAAAUGGGACUAAAAAUUCUCAUGCUUCCUUAAACAUUGAAAAAUUAUCAAAAGCUUCAAAAGAACGUGCAGAUACUUUAAUCAAUUCAAGAAUAAACCCAACAAGAGAUUCUUCAAGAUUAGGUCUUGCAUCUAAAGAGACAAAUAAUGAUCAUUUAGAAAAAUUUGCAGCUGUUGGAGCAUUAGCUUCACAAAAUUUUAAACCUCCACAAGAUCCAAAUCUUGAAGCUAAGGCAAUUUAUAAAAAUUCUUUAGUUGAUCCAAAAGUUUUAGCCAAGGCAAGAUUAAAUGCUGAUCGUACUUUAACUGGGAUUGAUAAACAUCUUGGUGAACAAGAUUUAUUCUUAAAUCCUGAAUUUAAUAAAAUCGCCAUUCAAAUUGCUCAAUCCCAUUCAACUAAAAGAAUUGCAUCCUCUGAUAAGAUUAACUUAGGUGGUGGGUUAUUUAUGACCCAGGAAGAAUUGGAUUCAAUUGCUUCCAAGAUUGUUAAUCCUGUUCUUGAAGAUAUUUCAGCAAAGGCUAAAAAGCAACGUGAAAAGGAUUUGGAAAUUCAAAAAAAGAAGGAGGAACAAAUCAAAUUACAUCGUCAAGUUAAAUUACAACAACAAGCUAAAAAAUUGGAAGAGAAGAGAUUAAAAGAAGAGGCUAAAUUAAAUAGAAGAAAAGAAAUGGAACAAGAAAAGGAAAAACAAAAACAAGCUAAAUUAGAAUUGGAAAAGGCUAAAAAGGAAGAAUUAUCAAAACAUCAAGAUAUUUUAACUGCAAAGCAAAAAGAAGAAGAACGCUUGAAAAAAGAAUUAUUGGCUAAAAAACAAGCAGAAGAAGAGAGAAUUCAAGAUGAAUCAACAAAAGCUGAAAAGCAAAGAUCUAAAGAAUUACAAGAUGCUAAAGAGGAACGUGAUUUGAAAUUAGCCCCAAUUUUGGAUCAAUUGAAAAUUGAAACUGAUAAAUUGGCUGUUUUGAAUGAAGAAAAACAAGCAAUUCAAGAUAUCACAGAUUCUCAAGUUAAAAAUACUGAAAAUGCUAGAAAUUUAUUAAUUGCAUCACAAACUGAAUUAACUAAUGCUGAAAAUCAAUUAGAAUUAAUUAAACAAGAUAUUGCUAAAUCUAAUGAUGAAUCUGAAACUUUAAUUAAAGAAUCUGAAUUGAAAAAACAAGAGGCUGAAGUUGCUUUGAAAAAAUCAAAUGAAAUCGAAGCUGAAGCUUUAUUAAAACAAGCUGAAAUUGAUAAAGAAAAGGCAAUUGUGGAAAAUGAACGUUUAAAAUUAGAAUUAGAAUUGGAAAAUUAUAAAAUUGAAAUCUUAGAACAAGAGAAAAAAAUUGCUGAAAUUUUACCACCAACUAAAAAGGAGGAAGUUAAAUCCAAAGAUGUUAAACCGGAAACAGCCACUAAAGGGGCAACAGCCACUGAAUCAUCACCAAAGGAAACUUCUGAAUUACCAACAACUAUAGUUACAGGGACUGGAACUGUUGACAUUUCCAAAAAUUUCCAAUCUCAAGACCCUUCAACAAAGACAAUAGUUGAUGCAAGUGGUGCAAUCACCCCAGCUUCAAAACAACAUCAACAUGUGAAGUCAUUAGUUGAUGAAGUUGUACCAAAAGAUUCCCAAAAGGACGUUAAAGAUGAAGAUGAUCAUGAGUUGAAGAAGACUUUUACUGGGUUUUCUCAAGGUAGUGGUGUGGAGAAGGAGAAUUUGGAAUCAACUCCUGAAGAUGUUGUUGUUGAUGAUGCUGAUUUGAGUAAAGAGGAUAAACACAAGAGUUUUUUCAAGGAGGAGUUUUAA